Spinacia oleracea (spinach) is the source of this 2017-nucleotide messenger RNA. Its product is annotated as FBD-associated F-box protein At4g10400. The transcript is spliced from 4 exons. NCBI's taxonomy places the organism in Eukaryota, Viridiplantae, Streptophyta, Magnoliopsida, Caryophyllales, Amaranthaceae. Bases 226 to 1590 code for a protein of 454 amino acids. The record is from RefSeq and is a predicted model, not a curated record. Gene Ontology annotation, molecular function: protein binding.
AAUUAUUUAAACACAAAAAUAAGUGCGGGCGUCAGUUUACCGUGCCGAAGUACAAGAUUUUCACUGGCCGUAUUUUGGAACAUCGGCCAUUCAGCCCCGUUCGACAUUUCGACCUUCCCACUCCCAGGCUCCUCCAGUCCUCCUUCUUUCCCAAAACUUCAAAAAAAUCACCCUCAAAGCUCGUCAGUUCAUCAAUUUCGCAGUCUUUUAUGCAGGAAGGGUGAGAUGAAAAGGGAGAAACAAGUAGAAGAAUUGGACAUCAUUAGUAAUUUACCUGACCAUGUAAUUGCACACAUAAUUUCUUUCCUUCCAACAGCAGAGGCAAUUAGAACUAGUAUUUUUUCUUCGAGGUGGAAGUACCUCUGGAAAGGCAUUACUAGUAUUCGAAUAGAGGGUCGUGAAUCUAAUCCUGAUAGAUUUGCAAACCUUGUGGAGCAUGUACUUGACAAUUGUAAAUCCACAAACUUUCUUUCAGUUGAGCUUUCAUGUCCAGAUAAAAUAGGCUUAUCACGUAUUAAUGCGUGGAUUUCUGCCGCUCUUAGCUGUGAAAUCGAAAAGCUAGUCCUCUACUUCCAUAAGUAUUUUUUAGAUAGAUCAAAACCUCCCCUGCCAGAAUGCGUUCUUGAUUGCAGCACGUUAAUAGUGCUUAAGCUUGAUUCAUAUUUUGAUCUUCGCAUACCUGAGUCACUAGUUUGUUUUCCUCAUCUCAAGUCACUUGAUUUCAAUGUCAUACUUCCUAGUCAGGAUAGGGUUAUGCAUCAGCUUUUUUCGUACUGUUCAGUGUUGGAAGAACUGUCCCUCUCUGGCCUCCUAGAUUCUGGCAAGGUUCGAAAAAUCAAUAUAUGCAUUCCCACUCUUAAAAAACUAAGGCUGUGUCUAGAGUAUAGUAAAGAAGGUGAGUAUGAUGUUCUCAUCGAUACACCAAAUCUCGAAUACCUAUACAUACAGGAUGACUCGUUUUCUCGAUUUGUGGUGAAAAAUCUAUCACGUCUCCAUCAUGUUGAGAUCAUGUAUGAAGCUGUAUGUAUUGAAUCUGUAGAGCCUAAGCAUAUAAAUAGCCUUCUUGAGCUUUUGAAGGGGAUUGCUGCUACUGAUGUGAUGACAUUGCAUUUCCCCACUUCAUCUGUUCUCGGAUUAGCUCUCAGCCAUACCUGGCCCACAUUUUCAAAUUUGAGGAUGUUAGAAAUAAAUUUAACUGAUGAGACGGGUUGGACCUGUUUCCCAAGAGUGCUCCAUUCUGCCCCGAAUUUGAAAGUUCUUAUUGUGGAUUUGACAACGAUGAAUUGGGACCUUGAUGAGCGUGAACCAUGCAUGUGGACUCCACCAGAUAGCGUUCCUAUUUGUUUGUUAGAAAACCUCCAGAUAAUUGGAGUCAAAAGGUAUGUAGGAUUCGAUGAUGAAUUCCAUGCACUAGAAUACUUAUUGGAAAAUGCUCAAGUGUUGGAACGUAUGAUGAUUGAUCCAUAUCCCCCUGAAGAAUCGGUGAAUGAGUUAUUGAUGUGUCCAAGAGCUCCAGGGACUUGUAAUGUUGAGUUCUAUAAGAAAAUCUUCUUUAAGACUUCGCCAAAGAUCACCGUAUGGGGCAUUUAAGCCUAAUAAUUGCUGCUAAGCAGACGCAGUCACUGAAUGAGCGCUUGCUGAGAACUCUACUAUGUUGAGGAAUUGUUACAGAAAUUGGAAGCUUACUAUAGAGGAUUCAUCAAAGACAAGAUUUAGUUGGGAUUACUUGGGAUGCUUUUGUUCACUUUGUGCUCUAUAUUUUUCUGGAACUUGCGGGUGAAUGGUUGAUUAGUUGCAUGUCCAUUGAUCAAUCAGAUAACCCUUCCAUUAUUUAUUCGUAUUUCCAUUGAACUAUCCCAGAAUUCCAGCUGAGAAUGUCUUAGUUUAUUAAAACACUGGGUUAUGUUAGGGACAUUACGGUUGUCAUUCACAACAGGACAACGGUAAAGAUUGCUUUAGCUCCUUUCUGGGUUGUGGCUUGUUUGACAAUUAGUUGUUAGCUGUUUUGACUCGCUGA